Messenger RNA from Ctenocephalides felis (cat flea), 3412 nucleotides. Its product is annotated as peregrin-like. Gene Ontology annotation, cellular component: MOZ/MORF histone acetyltransferase complex. The record is from RefSeq and is a predicted model, not a curated record. NCBI's taxonomy places the organism in Eukaryota, Metazoa, Arthropoda, Insecta, Siphonaptera, Pulicidae. Gene Ontology annotation, molecular function: protein binding. Gene Ontology annotation, biological process: regulation of transcription by RNA polymerase II.
AAAAGAUAUAAACAAAACAUUCAUUUUUGAAGACCAUCUAAAGUUCAUACGGCUUAGCGAUAUAAAACAACUUGCAACUGACAGCUGUUAGUGUUGGAUGAGCUUGAAUAUAUUAAUUUGUAAUCUACCAUAGUGACAACUUUUAUUGUGGUCAUUCAUGAAAGCAAGAUCUAAAAAUAUUAUACUCAACAAAAUCCUAGCAUUUAGUAUGACAAUCAAAUAUGGGUUUGGAUUUUGAUGUCAUUGAAUUUUGUAAAAAACUUCGUUUAGAAAGGCCUCCUCCUUAUAAAUGCCCUGUAGAAAAUUGUGACAAAAGUUACAAAUCAAUAUGUGGAAUGCAAUAUCAUCUUGUAAAUUAUGAUCACGAUAAACCAGCACCUCAAACUCCAGUCAUGACGCUGAAAAAAAAGGGUCGUACUAGUAGACCUGCAACUAAAACAUCGGAUUUAACAAAAAGUCCUCCAAAAGAAGUUUUGUCUUACGCUGAAUCUCAAAGAUAUGUACAAUUUGAAAUAGAUGGUAAUAUAGCAAAAAUUGCUUUGGAUGAUCCGAUUAUUAGCAUUGAAAAGGAUUCUGAUUUAUUGAAAGGUAAAUGCAAUGUAGUUGAAAAUCCAGAACCAGUUUUCUCUCUUCCUGAACCCACAUAUCGUCUUGUAACUGAUUAUAAUAUCUGUGAUGCUCCUCCGAGACCAAAUGCUUACAUUAGAUUCAUAGAAAAGUCAACUGAAGAACUUGAUGGUGAGGUGGAGUAUGAUGUAGAUGAGGAGGAUACAGCUUGGCUCUCUUUGAUAAAUGAAAAACGAGCAGCAAAAGGACAAAAUUCUGUGUCUGUAGAUGCUUUGGAACUUCUUAUGGACCGUUUAGAAAAAGAAUCUUAUUUCCAGGCGGCUGCCACAGGUCAAAACACUAUACCUGUUGAUGAUGAUGCAGUUUGUUGUAUAUGUAUGGAUGGUGAAUGCCAGAAUACAAAUGUAAUAUUAUUUUGUGACAUGUGUAAUUUAGCUGUUCAUCAAGAUUGCUAUGGGGUGCCGUAUAUUCCAGAAGGACAGUGGUUGUGCAGAAGAUGCUUGCAGUCGCCGAGUAGACCUGUCAACUGUGUAUUAUGUCCCAACACCGGGGGGGCAUUCAAGCAAACAGAUCGGGGUCAUUGGGCGCAUGUAGUUUGUGCUCUUUGGAUACCAGAAGUUCGAUUUGCAAAUACAGUAUUUCUUGAACCUAUAGAUUCGAUUGAGAGUAUUCCAGCAGCUCGGUGGAAGUUGAGCUGUUAUGUGUGUAAGCAACGUGGUGUUGGAGCCUGUAUUCAAUGUAAUAGAAACAAUUGCUACGCAGCAUUUCAUGUCACCUGUGCUCAACAUGCAGGUCUUUAUAUGCGAAUGGAUCAGGUCAACCGGGAAGGCGAUAGUAUGCCAGUGCUAGUACAAAAAACUGCAUUUUGUGAUGCACAUGCUCCUCCGGGUGCUGUUAAUGAGGUUGUUGAUAGAAGUCAAAAGUCUCGAGAAGAAUCUCGUAACAAAAUGAAACAGGCAAGGCGGCUACUGGCUAAGAAAAGAACUACUGUUCCAGUGAUUUUAAUUCCUACUAUACCUCCGGAAAGAGUACAAGAAAUUGCAAGUCUGGUAACUAUUCAAAAGAAACCACAAUUUAUUCAAAGGCUUAUAGCAUACUGGACACUUAAGAGACACCACAGAAAUGGAGUACCUUUACUAAGGAGGCUACAAAGUCAAGGCAGUGGAAAUAUGAGAAAUAUGGGUGAUGAAGCUCCUGAUACUGCAGAAUUAUGUCGUCAACUGAAGUAUUGGCAAUGCCUCAGACAAGACUUAGAAAGAGCUAGGCUGCUGUGUGAAUUAGUGAGAAAAAGGGAGAAAUUAAAGUCAGCAUUAACAAGAGUUAAAGAAAGAUCUUUGCUUAUUGAGAUUGAUCCAUUGAAUGCAUCAAUGGGAAUUUUACUUCAACAAUUAGAAGCCAAGGACACGAGCAGUAUUUUCUGUGAACCAGUUGAUCCUACAGAAGUUCCAGACUACUCAACUGUUGUCACAUGCCCAAUGGAUUUAAGUACUAUGAGGAUGAAAUUGGAAAAUGGACAAUACCAAAAUUUGGAUGAUUUAGAAGCCGAUUUUAAUUUAAUGAUUGCAAACUGUUUUGCAUACAAUAAUAAAGAUACUGUUUUUUACAAAGCUGGAGUAAAAAUGCGGGAUCAAUGUAUUCCAAUACUUAAAAAUGCAAGGAAAGAAUUAGCAGAUUUAGGCUUGCUAAGUGCUUCCAAUUCUACUCCUAACAUAGAGGAGACAGGCGCUAAAGAAAUUGAUGCAGAAUUUCAAAAAAUUGUGAAUUCUUCAAAAAAUGAUAAAAUAUCUGAAUUGAAGAAUUUAUUGGAAAAGGCAGGACAGUUGCGACAUGGACUAGCACGUGCCAAACGUGUUAAGAGCAUUCGAGCAGAAUUAAAGAUUUUAAAGAAAAAUGCUGUUACAGAUAGUUCUCAAUCAGAUGGGGAUGAAGCAGUUUUAGCCAAGAGUAAAACAUCUCCAGUCAAGGAUACUAGAAAUUCUCCAACAGGCGGAGUAAAUCGCAGAACUGCUGUAUUAUUUACAAAAAAAGCACAGGCUGCACUUCGAAAACCAUUGAAUGGAUUCAAUUCAUCUGGUCGUAAAAAUAAGAAAACACGUAGCAGGAAAGAUUUGUCAAAAAGUGCAAAUAGUACCUUGGAAUCUUCAACCAAUAGCAAUGCUGUAUCACAAAGCUUUCUUGUGUAUCGUGCUAGAAAAGAAGCUGAAGUAUCUGAUAGUGAAUCACAGGAGUCCUUAUCAGAAAGUACCUGCAGUAGCUGCAGUCAUGAGAGUGAUGAUUCCUGUGGUAAUUGUUCUCAUAGUUCAGAGUGGUUUAGUAGCAAUGAUGAAGGUGUCGAGAAUGAGCCAAUUGCAGGUUCGAGUAAGCCUUCUCUGAAGCCAUUGCAAUUAGUUUGGGCUAAAUGUCGAGGUUAUCCUUGGUACCCAGCAUUAAUUAUGGAUCCGGAGACUCCUCGCGGCUUCGUUCACAAGGGUGUUCCGUUACCAUACCCGCCAUCUGAUGUCCUAACAUUACGCGCUAAAAAAAUUCCUGCAGAUGGAGAAUCAGUAUUUCUCGUUUUAUUUUUUGAUGCAAAGCGUACAUGGCAGUGGCUGCCUGCUAGCAAAUUGGAACUUCUAGGAAUCAGCAAAUCACUAGAUCAACAGAAAUUGACAGAAAGUCGAAAACCUGCCGAUAAGAAAGCUGUAAAGAAAGCUUACAAUGAUGCACAAUUAUAUUUAAGUCAAGUUACAGAUGCUCAAGGACCAGACGCAAUUAUGUAAUUGGAUUUUUUAUUUAAUGUUUAUUGUAUAUUUAAUUAUUAUCUGUUUUUAUAUUAUUGACCCAGUACAAAUAAAUAUUAAAUUAC